CAUUAGCCGCUGAGCUAACAUUUACCUGAUAGAUUUAUCACUUCACUAGACCAAUUUCACCAUUUUAAAACACUUCUUUCUUUAUCAUUUCGACUAUGUAAGAUAAAAUAGACACGUUUUAACAUGUUGUCUGCUUUUAUAUAAAACUCCUCAUAUCCUUUUAAAGAACUACUUUGACGUUAAGCUAAGUUAGUAUAUAUAGACAGCGUUAGCUACCUAGCAGGCUAGUAGCUAACGUCGGCUAACUUCAAACUGACUUCAAGCCAAAAGACUUUCUGCUUCAAAUUAGCUAAAGCUAGCGAGGCUACAACUGUUUCCACGUCACCUAACUAACUGUAUCCUCACAGCAUCUCUUGUUUUAUGGGCGAGUUGAACUUUAUUAUUAUUUUUUUAAAGGAUUGGCCCUGUCUAGUUUUUGUAAAGCAAAAGAUAAAGACACUUUAUAUCCAAAAAUAUCCAGAUAUGCAAUCAUCGAGCCAGCAGCUUUACUUAAUGCUAGCUGUUUGAGGCCUUUAGGAAGUUUAUCCCCUCUUUUCCUUUCUUUUUUCCUUUCUUCCCCACACAGCCUUAUUCUUUAUUUUGCAUCCCAGCGUCCUGAAUGGAGUUUAUAUGUUCUGAAUGACUUUUUGGAUUAUUUGUGAAGUUUGACAGCAUCCAGUUGGGAAAAACCUGGACUUUGUUUACUUGGCUGCUGAACAUACAUUGGAUUAUACAGAAGAAGCAUUUGGAAUAACACAAUUAUCCUUCAAAGAUGAUGUGCGAGGUGAUGCCCACCAUCAGCGAGUCCGAAGGGCCCGGCGGAGGAGGCGGCGGCGGCCGUCGGGGCUCCGGCUCCCCGCUGCAGUCGGACUCGGAGGGUCACUUUGAGUCGCUGAUGGUGUCCAUGCUGGAGGAGAGGGAUCGUCUUCUGGAGACUCUGAGAGAGACUCAGGAGAACCUGGGCUUGACUCAGGGCAAACUGCACGAAGUCAGCCACGAAAGAGACUCACUGCAGAGACAACUCAACACUGCUUUGCCCCAGGUGCUCACAGCGAGGGUUGGAGGGCAGUAUGGGGUAGAGAUGGAGAAGCAGGACCAGUGUGCUCUCGGCUAUGAGCACAAGGAGAACCUGGCCAAGCACGAGUCCCAGAAAGAUUAUUCUAAAGGGUUCGGAGGAAAGUUUGGAGUCCAGAAUGACCGAAUGGAUAAGCGCUGGACGUUUGAAGACGUUGAGAAGCCGACCUCAUCCUACCAGAAGACCAAACCUGUGGAGGCUGCCGGCAGCAGCACAGGAAGCAUCAAGGCUCGCUUCGAGAACAUCGCCAAGCAGAAGGACGAGGAGGACAAGAAGAGAGCGGAGGAGGAGCGAGCUCGCCGGCAGGCCCGAGAGCGGCAGGAGCAGGAGGAGGCGCGCCGUAAGAACGAGGAGCAAGCCAAAAACCCGUCUCCCGUACCCGAGCCCAGUCCCACUCCCAGCCCGACUCCACCGGUCCAGCAGCCGGCCGCCCCAAGUAUGAGAGCCCAGAGGGUGACCCAGGAAGUGACCCGCCAGGAAGCUGCGGAGGAGAACGGAGAGCAGCUGUAUGAGCCGGAGCCUCAGAGCCAACCGCAGGAGGAGCUUUACCAAGCGGUUGAGGAGACGGCCGAGGAGACCCCAGCUGCUGCAGACUCUCAGCAGUACGAGUACGGAGAAGACCUCGGGGUGACGGCCGUAGCGCUCUACGACUAUCAAGCAGCCGGCGACGACGAGAUCUCCUUCGACCCCGAUGACAUCAUCACCAACAUCGAGAUGAUCGACGAGGGCUGGUGGAGGGGCGUGUGCAGAGGCGCCUACGGCCUUUUCCCAGCCAAUUACGUCGAGGUCCGGCAGUGAUGUCAUCGCUCCGAGACGACGAAGCAGAAGAAGAAGAAGAAGAAGAACGAUGAGAACCGAGCUUUUCCUUUUUCCUCCCUUCCUUCCUUCCUUCUUUCCUUCACACUUUUGGGUCUUUCCUCUCUCUUUCACCUCCAUCCAUCCUUCCUUCCUUCCUUCCUUCCUUCCUGCAGCUGUUUCCUUUCUUCCUCUCCUCCGUGCAGCAGCGAGGAUGAAGAGAAUAUAAAGAGCUCAUCAAGAGAAAGAAAAAAAAUCAUCCUGUAACUUUUUUUUUUUUUUUUUGAAGCUCUUUUUCUUUUUUUCCUUUUUUUUUUUUAAAUCCAGAUGUUUGUAUUAAAAAGUUCAGCUUCACAGAAUCAGGUGUUACUUUUAUUAUUUUUGCUUAUUCAACACAUUAAAGACCAGAGUAGUGACAGAAACGAGCUCUUACUGAUUUUAAAAAGUGGAACAAACAGAAUUAUUAAGGAUUAUAAUUUUUUAUGUAUAUUAAUUAAAAAGCUGUUUUCUGUCCUCGACUUCGACAAACGGACCAAAAAGCUGAUUUAACUCCAUCUAUUAUUAUUUUAGUAGCUUCUUCUUCUUUGGUCUCUGUGUUAAAGUCUGCUGUGCGGCUCAGGAGGAGUUCAAACCCUCGACCAAACGAAGCUUUUCUUUUUUUUUAAUCUCUUUUAACUCUCGCUGGAAAAAAGAAAAAUAUAAGCAGUGCAAAAAAAAUCGAUAAAAGAGGUUUUCCCGCCUUUUUUUCCCGCCUUUUUUUUCUCCCGCCUUUUUUUUCCCCGCCUUUUUUUUUUUUUUUUUUUUUUUUUUUAAACUGAUGAUAUUCAGAAACACACACACUACGGCUUCCAUAGUAUUAUUUUUAAAAAGUCAUUGAUGCUUUGAAUCAUGUACAGAGAAAAAGAGAAAGAUCAUCACUUAUUGAUGCUAAUGAUGAGAAAUAAUUAAGAAGAAGAAUUGAAAAUCAUUAUUUUUGUUUCCUGUCGCUAUGUGCGUGUGUGAGUGUGAGUGUGAGAGUGAGAGUGUGUGUUUUGGGGAUGAGGUGUGUGUGUGUGUGUGUGUGUUUAGAAAUAUAUAAUCGAGCUGUUUAAGGGAAGAUUUUGGUGUAUUCUCCAAAAAAAAAACUAAAAAAAAGCAACAAAAAUUAAAAAAAAGAAAAGCACUAAUUAUGUCAAACGGCCGGCGGCUUUAACGAGCUGCUGAUUGGUUGAUAUGGCGAUAGUGUAGCUUCAUCGGGUAAGUGUGUGUGUGUGUGUGUGUGUGUGUGUGAGAGAGAGAGGGCUUUCAGUUAAUUCAUCUUUGGGGUUUUUAUAUUAUUAAUAAUAAUAAAAAUGAUGAUAAUAAUAAAAAAAGUGACCUUUUUGAAAAGCAUUAUUUUUAUCUGUACCUCUGUUUGCUUGAGUCACAUCAUUACCUGCUUGUUCUUUUUUUUUAGUUUCAAUAAAUAAAAUAUGAA
This is a messenger RNA of Scomber japonicus (chub mackerel), 3305 nucleotides long. Its product is annotated as src substrate cortactin-like. Gene Ontology annotation, molecular function: actin filament binding. The record is from RefSeq and is a predicted model, not a curated record. Gene Ontology annotation, biological process: regulation of actin filament polymerization. Gene Ontology annotation, cellular component: plasma membrane; lamellipodium; actin filament. Lineage: Eukaryota; Metazoa; Chordata; Actinopteri; Scombriformes; Scombridae.